Procambarus clarkii (red swamp crayfish) is the source of this 2450-nucleotide messenger RNA. Its product is annotated as WASH complex subunit 1. Gene Ontology annotation, biological process: exocytosis; retrograde transport, endosome to Golgi; endocytic recycling. Gene Ontology annotation, molecular function: alpha-tubulin binding; gamma-tubulin binding. The record is from RefSeq and is a predicted model, not a curated record. Gene Ontology annotation, cellular component: WASH complex; recycling endosome; early endosome. Lineage: Eukaryota; Metazoa; Arthropoda; Malacostraca; Decapoda; Cambaridae.
AGAGCAAUGUAACCCCUCUUCUGCACUCACUUAAUUGUGCUUGUGGAGGUUGAGCUCUGGCUCUUUGGUCCCGCCUCUCAACCGUCAAUCAACAGGUGUAUAGGUUCCUGAGCCUAUUGGACUCUAUCAUAGCUACACUUUUAUUAGGUUUUUAUGUGCUAGUUCAUCAGUAUGGUCUUCCACGAACAUGAGAUCCCUCUAGUACCUGCAGACCAAAGCAGAGUAUUAACAGUAAACAAUUGCGUGGACGUUCUCUUGCACUUAGAAAAGGUGGUUGAUGAUGUCUUCAAUUCCAUCACUUCUCGUUUAGAAGAAACAUCAUGCCGUCUGCAAAAUUUGAAGCAGAGGGCGGCCACUGCUCAGGCCAAAGUUGAUAAACUGACAGGAGCUUCUAAAGCCACACAGGUAUUUUCCAGUGCACAGUACCCUGGUGGAGACCAAUAUGAACCAUAUCAUCCAGUUCAUAGAGGAGAAUGUCCAAUAACAUUUAUCUCAACACCAGUAAAGCUAAAGGAAGAUCUUUUGUUUAAUCCAGCUAACCUUCAAGAAAAGCUUCAGUUUUACCAUGUACGUGAGAGACGUGGAACCUCGCUCACAGUACGGGGACUAGAGGAUACAAAUCAAGAAGAUGGAUUGGGUAGAUUACCACCCCAUCUUUCCUCUGUUUCAUCACUACUGCUAUUCAAUACAACACACAAUCCGUAUAAAAAGUAUAUGGUUUUGGAUCCCUUGGGUGUUGUGUCGGGCACACGUGGUGAAGGUUCCAGAAGUAGAUCUGAUACUUCCAACUCGGGGCCGACUUUACAAGAUGCACCAACAACUCUUCAGGAAGGGGAUCAAAUGGGGCUGAUAACAAAAGAUGAAUACCAGUACCUGCCAGACCUAUCGGACCUCCCUGACUUGGACCUUCCAAUGGAGUUACCAUCAUUACCUGGGAUUGCCAAUGACCUUCUUUAUGAUGCUGAUGUAGGGCCAGCUAUAGCACCAUCCUUUGGAAUGCCAGAUUUACCAACCUUCAGCCUGGAUAACACAGACGUAUCUUCUGUGGCCUUAUCUCGUGAGCCUCCACCAGCAAGUACAAGUGCCCCUCUUCCUCCAUCUUCCGCUCCCUCUGGUAUUAGUUCAAAUAUACCACCACAACCACCAUCAUUGAACGGUAGUACUCUGGCUCAAGUACAAACCCCUCCACCACCACCACCACCACCACCAGCAGGACCUCCGCCACCGCCACCACCACCACCACAACUGCCUCCACAACCACCACCACCACCUCCUCCUCCUCCUCCCCCUCCUGUAUCAGGAGUAUCUGGGAACCAGACAGCACCAGAGGGUGUACCUGUUGCUGUGGUAUCGGAUGCUCGCAGUGACCUGAUGAAGGCCAUACAGGCAGCAGGCGGUGCUGGAAAAGCCAAACUAAGGAACAGCAAGGAUCAUAAAAGAGAAACCAAGAAAAAAGAGGCUGCAGCAGCUCCGGCAGGUGACCUCAUGAGUGACUUGUUUAAUAGACUCUCACAGCGACGAAAAGGCAUAUCUGGUAUUGUUCAGAAAGACACAAACAUUGCUGUUGAUUCCAAAGCUCCAGAAAGCAGUGGACGUAUGACAACCAUGGAGAAGAUGGCCGCUAUGAUACCACCUCCACCUUUAGCAUCAGCCAAAGAAGUGGAUGGUAGUGAUGGUGAUUGGGAUUAAUGGUUAUUCAGUAGUUCAUUAUUGACAAGAGGUUGCCAGCAAAUGGUUUCCAAUUUAAUUUUUUUUAAUUUUAUAAUAGAAUUUAAUUGAGAAUGAGCUCAUAAAUUAUGUUGAUUGUACAGAGUAAUUGUGUGUGUGUAGAAAUACUGUAUGUAUAUUUUCCAUAUUGACUUGCAGAUAUUAAAACUUAAUUCUUAUCCAGGAAUACUUUUUACAUUAACGAAGAAUGUAAAAUGUGGCACUGUAUAAUAUAAACUCGCACACACAACACAUACACACACAAACCCAACAUACCCCCAUACAUGCACAUACUCCACACACACCCACAUACAAACACCACACAAAGUAAGAACAGAUGACAUUUGGACAGGUAGAUUUGUAAGCCUCGUCCUGGAGACAUUCAUAUACAGGAUCGUCACCUCGAGACUGAAAGAAGGGGAUGUUCCAUCAAUGCUGGAUUUAAUAUUCACCAGGAAAGAAGAGGAUAUGUUUGACAUUCAGUACCUUCCUCCCUAGGAAAAGAGUGAUCAUGUCCUGUUGGAAAUUCAGUAUGCUUUGUGAUAUAAUCUAGAAGAGAAUGGGGACAUUGUUAGCCUAACAGACAUUAUGUCCAUAAUUCACUCACUUAAAACCAAUGCUAUAUCUUGAGGUUAUCUUGAGAUGAUUUUGGGGCUUUUUUUUUUUUUUUAGUGUCCCCGCGGCCCGGUCCUCGACCAGGCCUCCACCCCCAGGAAGCAGCCUGUGACAGCUGGCUAACACCC